Molecule: messenger RNA, 900 nt
Organism: Penicillium canariense
Lineage: Eukaryota; Fungi; Ascomycota; Eurotiomycetes; Eurotiales; Aspergillaceae
Product: 3'-5'-exodeoxyribonuclease
Exons: 4
Coding region: 1-900 (299 amino acids)
Cellular component (GO): cytosol
Molecular function (GO): 3'-5'-DNA exonuclease activity
Source: RefSeq, a predicted model, not a curated record
AUGGAAGAGUCAAGCAAACCUCUGCGAUAUGUUGAUAUCGGCAUCAACCUUAGUGACCCCGUGUUUCGCGGUAGCUAUCAUGGCAAGCAAGCCCACGAUGAUGACCUGGAUGAUGUCAUCCAGCGUGCGAAGGAUGUCGGCUGCGCCAAGUUCAUGGUGACCGGGUCAGACCUAGUCGAGUCAGAAGCAGCGGUGCAAAUAGCACGUAGCUACCCUGGUUUUUGCUAUGCAACCGUUGGCGUGCACCCGUGUCAGGCAAAACUCUUCGAUGAGUAUCCAGGCGGUCCAUCGAAGAUGAUCGAAGACCUCCGAAAACUAGCCCUUGAGUCCAAGGAAGCCGGGUUCACCGUCGCCUUUGGUGAAAUUGGCCUCGACUAUGACCGAUUGUUCCUCAGCAAAAAGGAGCCGCAGCUCAAGUACUUCGAAGCUCAACUAGAUCUCGCCAUUGAGAUCGGACUGCCAUUGUUCCUCCACUCCCGGGCUGCCAGUGAGGACUUUGAGAAAUUGCUGGGUUCGAGGCUAGAUAAGCUGCCUAAGGGCGGUCUCGUGCACAGUUUCACCGGAACAAUGGAGGAGAUGCAGCGGCUGGUUGCCCUGGGCCUUCACAUCGGCGUCAACGGCUGUAGUAUGAAGACCGAGGAGAACCUAGAAGUUGUCAAGGCCAUUCCAUUAGAUAGAAUUCAGAUUGAGACCGACGGGCCUUGGUGUGAGAUCCGUCCGUCUCAUGCGUCGGCCAAGCACUUGAAUGGCGCCCCCGAUCUGCCCAAGUCUGUCAAGAAGGAGAAAUGGCAGAAGGGACUCAUGAUCAAGGGCCGCAAUGAGCCUAUGGCCAUUGCCCGUGUUGCUCACGUUAUCGCAUCGGUCAAGGGGAUUUCUGUGGAGGAAGUUUGUGAAGCGUAA